AUGGACCUACCGAUCGUGCUUGUGAAAAACCUCCCUUACGAUGCCUCAUCGUCACUGCUUCUUGAACUUUUCAGCAAAUACGGUCCAGUCAACCAGCUACGAAUUUCUGACGGAUCUGCCCCAGCAGGUACAUGUUAUGUCGUGUACACGGAAAUGGAAGACGCUAAAAGAGCCGCCAGGGAGCUCAGUGGCAUAAAUUUCAUGAACAGGUACCUUGUACUGGGUCUCUUCAAGGCAGAUACGGAUAUUCUUCAAGAAGCGAUACUAGAGCAGCGUCGAGAGGCACUUGAGGCGCCAGAGGAGCAGGAUGGAGAUACGGUGAAUGAGGAGAAUGGUCAAGAGAAGUCUAGUGGGGAAAAUACGGAAGAAGAGACGAAUGGGAAGUAA
Molecule: messenger RNA, 387 nt
Organism: Candidozyma duobushaemuli
Lineage: Eukaryota; Fungi; Ascomycota; Pichiomycetes; Serinales; Metschnikowiaceae
Exons: 1
Coding region: 1-387 (128 amino acids)
Biological process (GO): mRNA splicing, via spliceosome
Cellular component (GO): precatalytic spliceosome; catalytic step 2 spliceosome; U2 snRNP
Molecular function (GO): RNA binding
Source: RefSeq, a predicted model, not a curated record